AUGGAGCCCAGCAAAGCCCAGACAAAUGGAGUGUCAACUUCAAAACCUGUGCUGUUUUUUGACAUUGAUAACUGCCUCUACCCGAGAAGUUCAAAGGUCCAGGACUACAUGGCCCAGCUGAUUGACGAGUACUUCGCAAAGCACCUCGUACUCAGCUGGGAUGACGCAGUGAAGUUGCACAAGGAGUAUUACACCAACUACGGCCUCGCAAUUGAAGGCCUGGUCCGCCACCAUGAGAUCGACCCCUUGGAGUAUAAUUCCAAGGUCGACGACGCCCUACCGCUCGAGGAGAUCCUCAGCCCGAAUCCUGAGCUGCGCGAGCUGCUUGAAGAUGUCGACAAGAGCAAGUGCACCAUGUGGCUUCUCACCAACGCCUAUGUGAACCACGCUAAGCGCGUGAUCAAGCUGCUGGGUAUUGAAGACCUCUUCGACGGCCUCACUUUCUGCGACUACGGACAGGCGCCGCUUGUCUGCAAGCCUGCCAAGGAGAUGUACCUGAGGGCCAUGCGUGAGGCAGGUGUUGAAAAGAUGGAGGAUUGCUACUUUGUUGACGACUCUUACUUGAACUGCCAAAAGGCCCAGGGCUAUGGCUGGAACGUAGCGCAUCUUGUUGAGGAAGAUCUCCCUGUGCCGAGGACACCUGCAUCCGCGCAUCAGAUCCGUCACCUCAGGGAGCUGCGAGACGCCUUUCCCCAAUUCUUCAAGUCCAAGAACGCUUAG
Molecule: messenger RNA, 720 nt
Organism: Colletotrichum phormii
Lineage: Eukaryota; Fungi; Ascomycota; Sordariomycetes; Glomerellales; Glomerellaceae
Product: pyrimidine 5'-nucleotidase
Exons: 4
Coding region: 1-720 (239 amino acids)
Biological process (GO): pyrimidine nucleobase metabolic process; nucleotide catabolic process
Molecular function (GO): nucleotidase activity
Source: RefSeq, a predicted model, not a curated record